This is a messenger RNA of Scaptodrosophila lebanonensis, 2502 nucleotides long. Its product is annotated as larval serum protein 1 beta chain. Bases 1 to 2361 code for a protein of 786 amino acids. The transcript is spliced from 2 exons. The record is from RefSeq and is a predicted model, not a curated record. Lineage: Eukaryota; Metazoa; Arthropoda; Insecta; Diptera; Drosophilidae.
AUGAAGAUUGCUAUUAUUUUAUGGGCAUGCGUGGGACUGGUCGCAGCGGCCAGCUUCCACAAGACGCAUGAGGUCCAGAUUGCGGACAAGACAUUCCUCGAGAAGCAGAAAUUCCUUUUCGAAAUUGUCUACCGUGUUGAGGAUCCUCUGAUGUUUGAGGAGUAUAUCAAAAUGGGCGACAAAUUCUACUUCGAUGAAUCAUAUUACACCCAUUAUGACCUGUACAUGACGAAAUUCUGGGAAGCCUAUAAGAUUAACGCCCUGCUGCCCAAGGGCGAGUUCUUCGGCGAGCUGGCCAUGUCUCAUGCUAAACAAGCUCGCGGUCUGUUCAACUUCUUCUACUAUGCCAAGGAUUGGGAGACCUUUAAGCACAACGUAGCUUGGGCCCGCAUGCACGUCAACGAGGGCAUGUUCGUCUACGCGUUGACGCUCGCUGUCAUCCACCGCGAUGACUUCCACGGCCUGAUGCUUCCCUCCAUAUAUGAAAUCUUCCCGCAGUUCUUCUUCAACAGCAAAUUCAUCUAUGAAGCUGAGAAAUUCGACUAUGAAAUGUGGAUGAAGAUGAACAUGUAUGAGAAAGAGUAUAUGGAUGUGUUCUACAAAGGACGUGGCAACAAAUACCAAUAUGGUGACUACAUGUACAUGAAGGACUGGAAAAUGUGGCAGUGGUGGAAGCUGAUGGGUCUUGGCGAGCACUGGUAUUCUGAGCAAAAGUUCAUGCUGCGCGAAAAUAUCUACGAAUUCAACCAGGACUCCAAAUGGUUGACCAUGAUGAAGGAUCUCAAAGUUUGGUGGAUGCCUGUCGAUUAUACCCGCGAUCUGGAUGUUUACAACGAGGAGUCCAAACUGUCCUACUUUACCGAGGAUUUGGGCUGGAACGCUUACUGGUAUUACUUAAAUUUGGACUACUCGUUCUUCUUGGAUGGCAACACCUUCGGUUUGAAAAACGAUCGUCGUGGUGAAUGGUGGUUGUACAACGUCCACCAGUUGCUCUCUCGCUACUAUAUGGAACGCUUGUCGCACGGAUAUGGUGAAAUACCAGAGUUCGCCUGGUACCAUCAGAUCGAGAUGGGCUAUGAUCCUCAGCUGAUCUAUUACAACGGUAUAGGAUAUAGCUACCGCAAGAACUACUACGAAAUGGAGACAUACGGCAAUUUCGACAUGCUCAACCGCAUUACAAGCUUCAUGAAGCGCGUCUAUAAUAUCAUCGAGAUGGGCUACUACAAGACAGUGGAUGGACAUAUGAUCGAUAUGCGAAAGCCCGAGUCGAUUGAGUACAUUGGCAGCAUGAUGCAGGGCAAUGUUGAUGCCAUGGACAAGAUGUUCUACCAAUUCUGGUAUAUGCUGGCACAUAUGUACUUCGCUGACACUGACUAUCAUCAGAUGGAUGUCUACCCGAACGUAAUGCUGAACUUUGAGACGAUGAUGCGCGAUCCCAUGUACUACAUGUUCUACAAGUCCAUUUCCCAAGUGUACUUCAACUUUAUGCAUUAUCUACCAAAAUACACUAAGGAGCAGCUUCUGAUGCCGGGCGUGACUAUGAAGCAGGUGGAGGUCAGCGAACUGGUCACCUAUUUCGAUCUGGUUGAUUUCGACGUUACCAAUCUAAUGAACGACAAGAUGGUGUUCCACGACGGCAAGUUUGUGUGGGACAAGUCCCUCUACGCGCGUCAGAUGCGCCUCAACCACAAGCCUUUCAGCUACACCUAUACUAUUGAGUCGGCCAAGACCGAGAAGGUAGUCAUUCGUGCAUUCAUUGGACCCAAAUUUGACGAAUACGGUCGUAUCAUCUCGCUGAUGGAAAACCGCGCUAACUUUAUGGAACUGGACGAGUUCGUUUAUGAUUUGGCCGCAGGUAACAACGUGAUCAAGCGCAGCUCCAACGACUUCUCCUGGACCGUGAAGGAUCGCACUUCCUACACAGAACUGUACUACUACGUAAUGAUGGCGUACAAUGGCAACUAUGACUUCCCUCUGGACAUGAGCGAGCCCCACUGCGGCUUCCCCGAUCGCCUCGUGUUGCCGAUGGGCUGGAAAAAGGGUAUGCCAAUGCAAAUGUUCUUCAUGGUUAUGCCAUACAAGGCACCGAUUUCGCAUGAACAAUACUCCACGUUCGACUACACCUACUCUUGCGGCGUCGGCUCUGGAGCUCGCUAUGUCGAUAGCAUGCCAUUUGGUUAUCCGUUCGAUCGCGAGAUCGAUGAAUACGAAUUCUUCGUGCCCAACAUGUACUUCAAGGAUGUCAUGAUUCAUCAUAUUGACACCAUGGAGCCCUAUUAUCAAUACAAGGGCUAUACCGAUUACGGACACUUCGACUACAGCUUCUUCCGUGACUACUACACCAAAUACUUCAAGUUUUAAGCACCUUUGUGCCUCUACUAAGUACGGAGCGAUUAUGGCGACUAACAUCGAACGAACAUUCUGAAACUGUUACGGGUAAAUGCCCCUUUUAUUAUCUACUUUUAAACUUGAGCAAAAUAAAUAGAUAUUCAAAAUAAAAAA